CCAGGUGUCUGAUACACAUGCAUAUGUGCUCUUGCACACAGUCUAGGACACAUGCACAGAACCCAAGUGUCUGUGGCACACAGGCAAGUACCCUGACACAUUCUCUCACACACACACAACCCCAGUGUCUGACGCACACAUGCUCUUGCACACGCAUACACACGCCAUCACGCCCCCCCUGCAUUGCCAGUCGCGAAGAGGAAAUGAGCCUUCCAGCUGCCGCCAUGAGGCCCCUGCUCUUCCUGCUCCUGCUCCUGGCUCCAGUUCUGGCCCAGGAAGACGGUGUCACCAUGACCCCCUGGCUCACCCCCGACCCGGCCUUGGACACGGCCUUGGCCUCCAUGGGCCCCGGCUCCAACCCCACCAUGGCCACCCCCACGCAUAGCACUGCAGGAUCCAGGGCUGAUGAGACCACCCCAAGGCCCCGCAGUGAGGACCCGGGGGCCCAUGGCCCAACCAGACGCCCCCAGAAGCCUGAUGCCCCCCAACCACCACACCGGGACAAGAGGCCGCCAGGGUCCGACCAGAGCCAGAAGGAGGACGUGUUCACCUAUGAUUACAGUGCCCUGCGCCAGUGGGGGCUGAUUGCAGCUGCUGUGCUCUUUGUCACUGGCAUCCUCAUCCUCACCUGCGGGAAAUCCGGGAAGCGACUGCGAUGUCCCUGUGGAGGCAGGAGGAAGCGAAGGAACUACGACAUCUCCCAGGUCUGAGGUUGCUGCCCCCUGCCAGGAACCCAGGCGUCCGGGACGCUGACGCCCCCCCAGCAAAAACCUGGACCCCCGCCCCACACCCACCCCGGGCCGCCGGUCGCCCCCCGGUUUUGUAUGUGGAUGAAAAUAAAAAGCCUCUUGGGGA
Molecule: messenger RNA, 855 nt
Organism: Alligator mississippiensis (American alligator)
Lineage: Eukaryota; Metazoa; Chordata; Crocodylia; Alligatoridae
Product: FXYD domain-containing ion transport regulator 5
Exons: 9
Coding region: 18-710 (230 amino acids)
Biological process (GO): regulation of sodium ion transmembrane transporter activity
Cellular component (GO): membrane
Molecular function (GO): sodium channel regulator activity
Source: RefSeq, a predicted model, not a curated record